AUGGCUGGGGAGUCGAUGACGGACCGCGGCCGCAAGGCGAGCGAUCCCCCAUCCGACAACGACGACAAUGCCCCUCUCAUCCGCAGCGACACCGCCCCCAGCAGCGGCGGACCAUCAACUAACACCUCCCGCAAGAGCAGCUUCAGCUCGCUCUUCAAAGGCUUCGGCUCUCAUCGCCGCACCGGCUCCCGCAAGCACCGCUCACCACCGCACAGCGCUGGCGACCUCUACUCUCGACCUCGCACUCCACUCAGCCCAGGAGCGAUCGACCGCUUCUUCGAGACACCAACACCAGCUCGAUCUCGUUCAUCAUCCGUACUCGGAAGUAAGCAUCCCUCUGGACGCCCACGAUUUCACGUUAGAGCCCGCAGCGCUCGAUCCGCAGUGACCUUUGGGCCUUCGCAAUCUGUCGCAGACUCAUCGAGCUUGCAGAACCCGAAGAAGGCUGCCAGGGCCGCAUAUCCGCGACCUGAUCGCCCCAACGUCUUGGACAAGGACGACACCAACAAGCUCAACAAAUUCUGGCAUCUCUCAGAAGAACAAGCACGUGAGGAGACUGCCAACAGGGCUCGAGCUAGUGCCGAGCACUCUGCGCGCCAGCCUGGGCUCCAUCUGCAGCUUCCAUCCAUAUCCGAGCACCCUGGCGACAACGUGGGCUCGUUGCCAAGAUCCAACAUGGACAACUCACUCCUCACGCCUGGCUCGAGGCUUCUAGCCGACCAAGCGGACAAGCAGCGUCGUGUUCAGGAUGCGAAGGACAUGUAUGCGACCAUUGUCAGCAACGCUGAACGCUCCGACACACCAUUGCCACCGUACGAUUUCAUCGAACUCAUCGGAAAGGGCGCUUUCGGUCGUGUGUACAAAUGCCGAGACCAGAGAAGCGGCAACCUCGUGGCUGUCAAGAUUACCAAGAUUGAGGAGUCAGAGUUCGACGAGACAGUCCGCGACUUUCAAAAGGAGGUCAGCAUUUUGCAGCAGCUGAAGAGCAACAAUGUCAAGAACGUCAAUGUCAUCCACGACGCCUUUGAUCUUCAUUCGCAGCUCUGGAUCGUCGCAGACUAUUGCACUGGAGGCAGCGUCCGUACGUUGAUGCGAGCGUGGGAGAAGAAUGGCAAGGCACAAGGACUACCAGAUCACUUCAUCAUUCCCAUCGCUCGUGAGCUUGCCAUUGCGCUAAAGGGUAUGCACGCCAUGCACGUCAUUCACCGAGACAUCAAGGGCGCCAACGUCUACAUCACCGAAGAUGGAGCUUUGCAGCUCGGCGAUUUUGGAGUGGUUGGCGUUAUUGACGAUGCAAAUUCGAAGCGCAAAACGGUCAUCGGUACGCCUCACUACAUGCCAAGAGAGAUGAUCGAACAGAUCGAUGGCGAGGACGGAGAUGUGAAGCAGGGCUACGGCACUGAAGUGGAUAUUUGGGCUUAUGGCUGCACGAUUCUCGAGAUGGCCACUGGUCUGCCGCCAAUGUACAACAUUCCACAGCACAAUAUUGCACAGAACAUGGAGACGAAGGGUGCCCCACGACUGGAAGGAACCGAGCACUCGACCGAGUUGUGCGACUUUGUUGCCUUUUGUCUCCAGCUCGAUCCAAAAGCCCGACCUACCGCAGAUGCCAUCCUUAAGCAUCCCUUGAUCGCCAACACUAGCAAGCAGUACCCAACUAGCAGUUUGGUCAAGCUUAUUGAGAAGUUCAAGAUCUGGGAGCACGGUGGCGGCUCGCGUUCGUCUUUAUGGGUGGCCGGGCCUUCCGAUGCCGCACGAGGCAUCACCGGCGACAACGAGGAUGAGCAGCCUUCCAACAACGACGAUUUCGACGACUGGAAUUUCAGCACGUCUGAUGAUUUCGACAAGCGCUUUAGCCAGAUGCCGAGGAUUCAAGAUGGCGACCUGAGCUAUCUUCAGGCCCCAGAAGGCGCAGGACUCCCGCCAGGUCUUCCCCCACUCAAUACGCAGAACAUCAGCGUUGCGGAGCGAAUCAAGCGCGAGCACAGUGAGCUAUCGGCGAACCGAGGAGAGCGCUCACUUGCGCGAGUCUUCAACACCAACGACGAUGCUGGCUAUCAGCUCACGAGUCCUCCCAUGGAGGAGACUCCACCACCGCCCGAGCCAUCACCUCCCUCCGACCUGCCACUGCGCAACUUCACCAGCAACGCGCCGACUCGCGAGAGCAUGAUUGAGAUUGACUUGAACGAGGCUGAUGUCAACGAGACGGCAACCUCCACGUUCGCUCUGCACAUGGAUGCCAUCAACGAGAAUACUAUCAAGCCAGCGCAGCGCAAGGCAGGUUUCGACGAGGAAGACGAUGACGACUUCCAGUAUGGUCAGCAAGAAGACACGUCGAAGCGCGACACCAUGGCAUGGACAUUCCCAAGCGCAGCAGCUCCAGCAGCUCCACAGCCAAAGCGUGGUACUAUGGACUGGACGUUCUCGACCGCCGAGGCAGCGCAGCCUGAAGAGCCCAGCAUGUCGACGACUGCCGGUGGAGGCGACGAUCUCCUUCCUGGCUUCCGUGCAAACUUGAAUCGCACUGCUACUGAGCCCAUUGGUCAUUUCAGAGGAUUCUCGCACGACGGAGGCUCAUCUGCAGCUUCUCCCAAUCGUGACUCGGUUGCCUCGAUGAUUGACCUCGACAUGGGCAUGGUCGAUCCGCCUCGCCAUCUCGAGGACCCAGCAGAGAUAGUACGCCCAUCGACGGCUAGCUCCGCUGCUGGUUCUACAAUGACCGACAUGACUUCCGGCAACCCGUUCGACCUUGAAGAAGACCCAAUCCAAAACGAGAUCGACCGCAACCGUUUCUCGUAUCACAAGCAAUGGCAGUCUGAGGGCGGUCGUGGAAACAGAAACAGCCACAAGACCAUGCAGAUGCAUGCUCGUGGCAGUAGCCUCGCUAGCAACGAGUCCGGCGCGGAGAACAACCACAUGGCCACCUCGAAUGGAAGUCUGGGCGAGCCAAUGGCACCAUCAGCAGUCUUUGACAAUGGCCUGAGCCUGGAGCAAGACGAUGCGAAUCAGUGGCCAAACUUCUCGACCUUUGACAGCUUCGACGCCAGCCCAAGCUACCUGCCAACUCUCAGCGAUGUCCAGAGAAUGAACGAAACCAGCUUCGGCAACGACCGCAACCUGCGUGCCAAUGGCACCUCGACUCGAUCCCGUGAGCCAAGCAGCGAGCCCCCAGGCCCAGAAGUCGAUUUCCCAGACAUCGUACCACCAGACCCCAACGCCCUGCACGAGGACGCCGACCCACGACUCCUCGAAGACGAAUUCGGCCACGUGCUCGCAGAUCUCGCCACCGCCCUGACCGGAGUCGAGCAUUCGCUGCGCCAGUAUGCCAACGUCGACGACCUAGACGAAGAUGAGCCGGCCUCAGAUAUCGAGAGCGGCUUCGAGAGCAACAAGGAGACACUGACUGAAGAUGAGGGCAACGCCGACUCACCAGACCUCACCGUUCGUUCGCGAUCGUAG
This is a messenger RNA of Zasmidium cellare ATCC 36951, 3459 nucleotides long. RefSeq lists its product as uncharacterized. Bases 1 to 3459 code for a protein of 1152 amino acids. NCBI's taxonomy places the organism in Eukaryota, Fungi, Ascomycota, Dothideomycetes, Mycosphaerellales, Mycosphaerellaceae. The record is from RefSeq and is a predicted model, not a curated record. The transcript is spliced from 3 exons. Gene Ontology annotation, molecular function: protein kinase activity; ATP binding. Gene Ontology annotation, biological process: protein phosphorylation.